Messenger RNA from Bombina bombina (fire-bellied toad), 2295 nucleotides. RefSeq names its product WD repeat domain 46 (gene WDR46). The record is from RefSeq and is a predicted model, not a curated record. NCBI's taxonomy places the organism in Eukaryota, Metazoa, Chordata, Amphibia, Anura, Bombinatoridae. Bases 99 to 1838 code for a protein of 579 amino acids. The transcript is spliced from 16 exons. Gene Ontology annotation, biological process: maturation of SSU-rRNA from tricistronic rRNA transcript (SSU-rRNA, 5.8S rRNA, LSU-rRNA). Gene Ontology annotation, molecular function: protein binding. Gene Ontology annotation, cellular component: small-subunit processome; nucleolus; 90S preribosome.
ACUUUAUUUUCCACAAGCACGGGCUUUGCGUUCCACGUUGGUUAUUGUUUUAACUUUAUUGUUUCAACUUUAUUGUUUCAUUUUUCCGGUCAACAAACAUGGCGACUGACAAGGUUCAGAAAAGGAAGGUGAAGAGAUACUAUGAGGAUGAAGAUGGGAAGGUUAAAACAGGAGAGGAGGCAGAAAGCUGUACGACAAAGUCUGAUGCAUCAGCGAAAGAAGCAAAACAGAAGAAGCUACAGACAGAAGAAGGUGCUAGAAUGAAACCGAAGAAAAAACUCAUCUCAGGGGCAAAAGAUCCUUUCCCUGGUCCAGUAACAGUCCCCAAAAAACAACUAUCAAGAUAUGAAAGAACAAGAAAGGCAACUGUGAGCAGCAAACAGGUGCCGUCUCAAUUACGCAACCAUUUGAAGACAAAGGAAAAAGAAGUGGACACAGCUCAGGGACAAGCGGCCAGACAUGACAUGUUAUUGCCGGAGGAAGAGGGGUUCCUGGAGGGGGAAGAGGGUCAGGACACCAGUACUAUCACUCAGGAGGACAUUGCACAGGCUGUGGACAUAACCAGCGCAGCAAAGCAUUUUAACCUGCACCUCAAUCAGUUUGGUCCAUACAGAAUCAACUACUCAAGGAAUGGAAGGCACCUUCUCCUUGCUGGACACCGUGGUCACAUUGCGUCUAUAGAUUGGCAAACUAAAAAACUCCAUUGUGAGAUGAACGUCAUGGAGACCAUCAAUGAUGCCAAGUGGUUGCACACGCAUGCGAUGUACGCCGUGGCCCAGCGGCGCUGGCUGUAUAUAUACGACACGCUAGGGGUGGAGCUUCACUGCAUCAAGAAGUUUAAUGAUGUUUUGCGCAUGGAGUUCCUGCCGUACCACUUUUUGCUGGCGACUUGCAGUGCCACAGGAUUCCUGCAGUAUCUGGAUGUGUCUGUUGGAAAGGAAAUAGCAGCGACGUGUGUGAAAGCUGGCAGGUUGGCCGUUAUGUGUCAGAACCCGUACAACGCUGUAAUACACCUGGGACAUGCCAAUGGUACAGUGUCACUAUGGAGUCCCUCAGUGAAGGAGCCGCUGGUGAAGAUGCUGUGUCAUAGAGGAGGCGUUAGGGCGCUGAGUGUCGAUAAGACGGGAAUGUAUAUGGCAACUUCUGGCGUGGACAGGAAACUGUCUAUUUUUGAUAUCCGCACGUUCCGCCCCCUCACGUCCUGCCUCCUGCCACUGGGAGCCGGGGCCCUGUGUUACAGCCAGAGAGGUCUCUUGGCAGCAGGAACUGGAGACAUUGUACAGGUAUAUAAGGACACGCAUGUUACUGCACCACGAUCACCCUACAUGUGCCUCUCGGUCAAGGGAUCAGUACAUGGGUUGCAGUUUUGCCCCUAUGAAGACGUACUUGGUGUUGGGCACGGUAGUGGCUUCACCAGUAUGAUAGUGCCAGGUGCCGGGGAAGCAAAUUUCGAUGCCAUGGAGUGUAACCCGUACGAGAGCAAGAAACAACGUCAAGAAUGGGAGGUCAAAGCUCUUCUAGAGAAGAUCCAACCAGAGCUAAUCACUCUAGACCCAACGCAGCUUGGGGAAGUUGACGCUAUCACAAUGGAGCAGAGGCGUUCAGAGCUGGUGGAGAGACUGGGUUAUGAUCCAUAUGAAGAGUCUCCUUUUGUUCCCCGGCACAAGUUAAAGGGCCGAAGUUCAACUGGGAGCUUGGUCAAGCGUAAAAAGAAGGUUGCUUACCAGAAGCAGAGGGAACAGAUCCGGCAGAGCAUUGAUACCCAAAAUGAGCAGCGCAGUGCUGAGACCAAGACUGUAUCUAGCCACAAAACAACCCUAGACAGAUUUAAAAAGUGACAACCGCAGAUGAUAUUGCACGAUCGCUUUUUUGGGGUGGAGCUGGCGCUUCUGAUCGAGGACCUUCAUUUUUAGGAGUGGAGUGAUUGUGAUGUAAAUUAAGACUUUCAUUCCCCUAGUGGGCGUGUCCCUGCUGGGAACUUCCCCUUAUGAACAAUGGGUGUGGCCUAAAAUACAUCUCCAGUUAUCACUCAGUGAGUGACAAAGUAAUCCCACCCCUUUUAUGUGUGGGGAGUGACCUAGUAUUUUUUAUCUUCAGUUAUUCUUCACACUUAGUAAACAGUUCAUAAUAAAGAUCUUGGACUAUGGACUUUAGUCGUAUGAAAGAGAUAAAACGUAUAAUAAUAAACAGCUUUGAUACAAUAUUAAAUAUCUUUAUUGAUGUUCAAAUAGAAUAUAAAUGUUAAUGCUUAAGAAAAAGUUUUGUGUGUAUUGUAUAAAGACACGUUAACAGGCA